Molecule: messenger RNA, 2058 nt
Organism: Juglans microcarpa x Juglans regia
Lineage: Eukaryota; Viridiplantae; Streptophyta; Magnoliopsida; Fagales; Juglandaceae
Product: probable pectinesterase/pectinesterase inhibitor 61
Exons: 3
Coding region: 103-1902 (599 amino acids)
Biological process (GO): cell wall modification
Molecular function (GO): pectinesterase inhibitor activity; pectinesterase activity
Source: RefSeq, a predicted model, not a curated record
CCACUCCCUCACGUACCCUAUUACUUACUCCAUUGAUACAACUCAAUAUAGUGCUCUCUCUCUCUUUCUAUAUCGUUGAUAAGGCUCGAGGACUCUGAAACAAUGGGCUAUAACAGGCUUGGGCAGCCCGACAAGCUGGGUGGAUCACCCGAACAUCGCCUCAACCCACCGGAAUACGCAGUGGCGGCCCCUCCACCUAGCACCCAAAAGAAGAAGGUGAUCCUCCUAACACUGUUUUCAAUCGCUCUAAUCGUGGCAUCCGGGGUCUCCGCUGCUCUCCUGGUCCGGCUACGGAGCAGGGCUUCUGGGAAACCCGAAUCUGCGAUCCUUCGCAAGCCGACCCUGGCUAUCUCCCGGACCUGUAGCAGGACUCGUUACCCGGACCUCUGCGUCGGCUCGCUGCUCGACUUCCCAGGCUCUGUCAACGCGUCGGAGCGCGACCUCGUCCACAUUUCGUUCAACAUGACGCUGCAGCACAUGAGCAAGGCACUCUACAUCUCCUACGGGUUCUCCUACCUCCAGAUGGAGCCACGCGUAAGGUCCGCCUACGAAGACUGCCUCGAGCUCCUGGACGACUCCGUUGACGCUCUGUCUCGGUCCCUCGUCUCAGUCGCACCCUCCGGUGCCCCCACCGCCUCCACACACGACGUGAUGACGUGGUUGAGCGCGGCACUGACGAACCAGGAAACGUGCUUGGAGGGGUUCGCGGAGCUGAGAGGGUCGGUCAAGGAUCAGCUGGCGGCCAGGUUGAAGGACUUGUCGGAGCUGGUGAGCAACUGCCUGGCUAUAUUCGCGGGGACAGACUCGGACGACUUCUCGGGUGUUCCAGUUCAGAACCGGCGUAGGUUAAUGGAAACAGAGAUACCGGUGGAUAAUGCUGAUGGUUUGCCGCGAUGGUUGAGUCCCAGGGAGAGGGAGUUGUUAGAUUUACCGAUAUCAGCGGUACACGCCGAUAUAGUGGUGUCCAAGGACGGGAAUGGAACUUGUAAGACCAUCGCGGAGGCGAUUAAGAAAGCGCCUGAGAAUAGUUCUCGGCGGACGAUUAUUUAUGUGAGGGCAGGAAGGUACGAAGAGGAUAACUUGAAGGUGGGAAGGAAGAAGCAGAACUUGAUGUUUAUAGGGGAUGGGAAGGGCAUAACCGUCAUCUCGGGUAGCAAAAGUAUAUACAAUAACUUGACGACAUUCCACACCGCAUCCUUCGCGGCAACCGGAGCCGGUUUCAUAGCACGGGACAUGACCUUUGAGAAUUCGGCAGGGCCAGGCAGGCACCAAGCAGUGGCACUCCGCGUUGGUGCGGACCACAGCGUGGUCUAUCGGUGUAACAUCAUUGGGUACCAAGACACGCUGUACGUCCACUCCAAUCGCCAGUUCUUCCGCGAGUGCGACAUCUACGGCACCGUGGACUUCAUAUUCGGCAACGCAGCCGUGGUUUUCCAAAACUGCAGCCUGUACGCUCGCAAGCCAAUGCCCCUGCAGAAGAUCACCAUCACUGCCCAAAACCGCAAGGACCCGAACCAAAACACCGGCAUUUCCAUCCACGCUUGCCGGAUCCUCGCCACCACCGAUCUCCAGGCUUCUCAAGGUAGCUUCCCCACAUAUCUAGGCCGUCCAUGGAAGCUCUAUGCGAGGGUCGUGUACAUGUUGUCGUACAUGGGUGAUCACGUUCACCCCCAUGGAUGGCUAGAGUGGAACACGAGUUCUUUUGCUUUAGAUACAUUGUAUUACGGGGAAUACAUGAAUUAUGGUCCCGGAGGAGCAAUAGGGCAACGUGUCAAAUGGUCCGGGUACCGAGUCAUUACGUCGACGGUGGAGGCGAGCAAGUUCACCGUUGCACAGUUUAUCUAUGGCUCAUCUUGGUUACCGUCUACCGGGGUGGCAUUCUUAGCCGGUCUAUCGACCUAAAUUAUUACACUCCCGGCCAAGUAUAAUAUACGAGAUAUUAAUGUACGUACGUACCGCGUGUUGGCCUUGUAUAAAUGCAUCCUGGCAGUUUUUUUUUAGAAUUCCUUAAUUAAUCCAAAUUAUUAUUUUCAAAUAAAAUUAAUUUUUAUUUUGUCA